Messenger RNA from Fusarium pseudograminearum CS3096, 1362 nucleotides. RefSeq lists its product as uncharacterized. Gene Ontology annotation, cellular component: inositol phosphoceramide synthase complex. Lineage: Eukaryota; Fungi; Ascomycota; Sordariomycetes; Hypocreales; Nectriaceae. Bases 1 to 1362 code for a protein of 453 amino acids. The record is from RefSeq and is a predicted model, not a curated record. The transcript is spliced from 2 exons. Gene Ontology annotation, molecular function: inositol phosphoceramide synthase activity. Gene Ontology annotation, biological process: inositol phosphoceramide metabolic process; sphingolipid biosynthetic process.
AUGAACGACUUCUCUGCCACCCUUUCGGGGAAGCCUAAGCUCCAGCUUCUAUGGCCCGAGCAUGUCAACCUACCAUUUCUCAACACCGCUCCUCAAAGAUAUCGAAUUGGCCGACGACGUACCAAGUCGAAAUCGCGACCUGGCAAUGAAGAACUCACAAGUCUUAAGACCUCUUUCAAUGCUUGGGAUGGCGUUCGUGAUCUUCAGAAGCAUCACUGGAGGACCUCAGAUCUUCAGUAUGCUGUAGUUGGACUUCUUGUUCUCUUCUCAUUCUGGAUCGCUCCCCCUGCUCCUGGAGUCAAGCUUCUUGCCAUCAUGGGUAGCGUUUGGGUUCUUCUCAUGCCCGCUACUCGCCAAUUCUUCUUGCCAUCGGUCACAAUUUGGACAUGGCUUUUGUAUUUCUUUUGUAGUCGAUUUAUUCCUAAUGAGUACCGACCUCACAUCUGGGUUCGCGUGCUGCCCGCUCUCGAGAACGUCUUGUAUGGUGCCAAUCUGUCGAGCAUUCUCUCCGCCCACCAACAUUCAGUUCUCGACAUUCUCGCCUGGAUCCCUUACGGCCUAUGCCACUUUGGCGCCCCUGUUGUCUGCGCCCUGCUCAUGUUUGUAUUCGCCCCCCCUGGUACAACCCCGGUAUGGGGACGCACCUUUGGUUGGAUGAGCAUUCUCGGUGUCACCAUCCAGCUUCUCUUCCCCUGCGCUCCCCCUUGGUAUGAGAUGGAGCACGGCCUCGAACCCGCUGCGUACGGCAUGCCUGGAUCACCCGCUGGACUGGCUCGCAUCGAUGAAAUUUUCGGCAUCGACCUCUACACUACCAACUUCAGCACAGCGCCUGUCCCCUUUGGUGCCUUCCCCUCGCUCCAUGCUGCGAACGCCGUCCUCGAGGCUCUCUUCAUGUCUCACUGCUUCCCCCAGUUCCGCACUUACUUCAUCAUGUAUGCUGGUUGGGUUUGCUGGGCUACCAUGUACCUCAGCCACCACUACGCAAUUGACCUGGUUGUCGGUGGCUUGAUUGCCUCUUGCUUCUUCUACGCCGCCAAAGCACGAUGGCUACCACGCCGCCAAGAGGGCAAGAUUACCCGCUGGGAGUACGAAUAUGUGGAAUAUGGUGACCAAACUACCAUUACCGACGAGGAGUACGGCGAGUACUUUGGCAUGGGUCUAUUGGGACGCCCUCGCGCCGAUUCUAGCGACGGUUGGACUGUUGCAAGCUCCAGCUCUAGCUGCGGCUCAAGUAGUGGAACUCUCAGCCCAACCUUGUCCGAAGAGGCACUCCCUGGCAUGCUUGAUGACGACCAGCUUUGGAACACCCAUUCUCCUGCUCGAGACGUUGAGUUGAGUGAAGUUGUUGUUGCGGCGAGGUAA